CAUCAUUACCACUUGUGUUCUGCACCUUCAACCUCUCCCCUUCCCCACGGCCUUCCACCCACACAAUAGACAUGGACAACUCUCUGUGUCUCUGCUUUCCGUGCAUCCUGCACUACCUGGGCGGCUACAUCUAUCCCACAGCAGAGAACCAGUACUAUCCCGAGUUGCAACGGAGAGGAUUCACCACUGCAGAACAAAAGCAAAUUGCAGAGGAAUGGUACUGGGUCGCAUUCGAACGUGAGACGGCCGUCAAAGACUACCUCCGAGGAUAUGUGACCUUCCGAGAUGGAUGCUGGUGGAGACCGGCGCCAUCGCCGCCACCAUCCAUCCCAUCAACACCCUCCGUCGCCGACUCAAACACCUGAGCAAAACCAUCAAACCCUUUCUCCCAAACAUCACCUCUCAAUGCACCGCCUUUCAGCAUCUGCAUGACAUGCAAUGGGGAAAUAAAAGGAUGGCUCUGCUCCUCGCAAAAACAUGUCGGCAAUAAUCAUCUUGUUGGACCAUCGCGACUCCCGACUUUUCCUCACCACACCACUCACCCCUACGAUAUCCCCCGAGAACGUGCAAGUGCCGCCACCCAGCGUCGAGCGCUGCGCUGCGCGUUAUUUGCCAUCUGCUGCGGAUGCCAAACACCCGCGGAACCACCACCGAACCAGCGAACCGACUUCCCGACGCUGGGGAAAAAGCCAAACCAUGUGCUCGGUACCACAGGAACAGCGGUGUCUCAACGCAACGAAACCUGGUCCAUCUCACAGCGCGUGCAACGUGCGACGUGCGACCACAUGAUUGACUUCUGGCCCGGCGCAUAUUUCUAAACAUCGACCCGCUGUUUGGUCGAACACGAAAUUGCUGCUUCAAGGCAACCAACCAUUUCCCCCUCGACCACGUCACACCGCCGCCAAAACAAAAAAAAAGUCGGUGUUGCAAAGUUCCUGAGCUUCCUUUGUGCUGGAAUUGGUCUGGAUGUACGUCCGCCUUUUCAGGUCCUGCACAUGCGAAGAAUCAUACGGGAGCUUCGCCUUCUUCAGAACUCAUCAUAAAGCAUGCCUGUACGUCGUGGGAUGACUGGGAGACCAUUCUUCAAAUGCCUACAACAGGCCACUCUUUUUUGCCUUCCUUACACCGCCGAUUCACGCAAGGCAUGGGUUCUGCAAUCUACCCCUCGAGACAUCUUGGAAAGUCAUGGACCCUGGCUUUUUUUGCCUGUUGGGCUCAGUGGGCUGCGCUGCCGCUGCGGGACAUGUGUGCCAAGAUAAGAAAACUCCCCAACUCCAUUCCAUACAUGAAGUUGCCAUCACUAUCAUUAUCAUUAUCGGAAAUUUUUAUGUAGCCACAUGACAAGUGUAUGUAGCAGCAGUAACAAUCCAUCGCAGUUUUGGUUUGUCUGCGUCUGGACUCUGUUCUGCAUUGCGCAAUUGCUUUCGCC
Pseudocercospora fijiensis CIRAD86 is the source of this 1429-nucleotide messenger RNA. RefSeq lists its product as uncharacterized. Lineage: Eukaryota; Fungi; Ascomycota; Dothideomycetes; Mycosphaerellales; Mycosphaerellaceae. The transcript has a single exon. The record is from RefSeq and is a predicted model, not a curated record. The coding region runs from base 429 to 818 and encodes 129 amino acids.